Molecule: messenger RNA, 1169 nt
Organism: Cantharellus anzutake
Lineage: Eukaryota; Fungi; Basidiomycota; Agaricomycetes; Cantharellales; Hydnaceae
Exons: 4
Coding region: 87-965 (292 amino acids)
Source: RefSeq, a predicted model, not a curated record
CGAUUCCGCAUCAAUGUAGCAAUAUUUUGACUCACUUUUCUCGCAACAACAAUUUUACGACUCAACAACCCCGCAGGCUCGUUGCGAUGGAAUUUCCGCUGGGUGACUUUGCAGACAGCGAUGAGGAGAACAGUGGGCCGAGCGCGAGGGAACUGCGCAUUGAUCGCGCAUUCCAGCAGAGCAAGGAGAGUUACAAAAACGAACUGGUUUCUCUCAAUCAUUCAUGGUUCGAUUGCAAGCUAGAAGAUGUCCCUAUUCUUCCUGCCACGCAGCUCUUGGGGUUUCACAGCCUAGAUGCAUCCGCCCAUGCAGCCUAUCUCAAAAAGGAUUACCAUCUCGCUCUUUCAUGGUGCCUUGCCUACUUGGACGGUGUAAGAGGUGGUAAUAUUAUUGUCUCAGGCAACAGCUCUGCCCGGGAAAAGGAACUCUUUGACAUUGCCAUAAGGAGCGCCAUCCGAUCUGGCUCCAAGGACCAAGCUUAUCAUCUCGCUUCACGGGCCUUGUCUCAUCCCACGCUUUCUGCUUCCAUUGCAGAGGCAUUCAUCUUCUCGGGUCAUCCUAGAGACGCUGUCUCUUCAUUGCUCAAGUCAUCCUCCGCAAGAAGCCGUGGCCACCCUUUCGUCAAAUUACUCUCCCAAGCUUUCCUUGCAUGGGAAAAACAAAUAUCUAAAUCGGAUGAACAUCUCAAGGCGUCCCUCCAUACAUUGCAUGGACUCCUGGAAGGUUCCGUUCGGCGAACAGCUUAUUUCUCUAAACAUUUAUUCCCCGGAGACGAGCCAUCAUCUAAACCAGAUCUCAACAAUCAGCCAAAGCCUUCUAAAAUAGAAGCGGAAACACUACAACAAUUGUGCACAACUGCCGGCUUAGACGAUUGCGAAUCGCGUCGGCUGGUGCAUUUGCUCACCAGUAGCGAAUCAAACGUUUCUCAAACCAACAGCGACGACAGAUCAGUUAGGACGCUGUAGUAUUCCAUAAGGCGACAUUGCCCGCCAGACUUUCCAGAGCGAAAAUGGGUGGCAACAUAUACAAAAAUGAUGCCCGCACCCCUAAAACCAUUACACAAUCCCCAAACGUUCAAAAAGUAACCGAAGUGGAGUAGAAUCCCCAGGGGAUGCGGGUUGGCAGUAUCUGAUUUGAGGAUCUUCUCCAUGUGCAGGCUCCAUCAUUAG